AUGCCCGCCGUUGCCAACGCUUACCCUACCACCCAAACCAUGUCCCUCCAAAACGAGCAAACCAAGAAGGAAGAAGAAGUUGAGCCCUCCACCUCUUCCUUGCUCAGACUUCGUGGUGGUGGUUGUGUCAAGGACUGCCUUGCUACCAUUUGCUUCUGCUGCGCUCUUGAAGCUAUUUGCUGGUAG
This is a messenger RNA of Lichtheimia ornata, 186 nucleotides long. RefSeq lists its product as uncharacterized. The coding region runs from base 1 to 186 and encodes 61 amino acids. Lineage: Eukaryota; Fungi; Mucoromycota; Mucoromycetes; Mucorales; Lichtheimiaceae. The transcript is spliced from 3 exons. The record is from RefSeq and is a predicted model, not a curated record.